AACUGGGAAUUUUUGAAUUUGCAAAAAUUGGAUGGUGAUUCUAGAUUAUGUUAAAUUAAGUAAAGUUUUGUGUUUAUUGGAUCGUCAUGGUUUUCUUUGUUGUUGAUAUCUAUUGGAUAAUCCGCAAAUCUGACUCUAAUUACAGUAGUUGUUUAAUUCAAUUGUAGGAACUGUUUGUAGUUCUUAAAAUAAUCUGUUUAAAGGAAAUCUUGCUUUUAUGCCUUUUUUCAUCCUUUUGUUGUAUGUAUUUAUCUUGAUUGUUUUGAGGUCUCAUUUGUAAAAUGUUGGAAACCACGGCAAUUUGGUGUCGCAAAGUUUGCAGGAAGUGGAAGGUCUUAGCCUCGGACAACAAUCUGUGGUGUAACCUAUUCAAGGAAAGAUGGGGAGGAGAUCGCGCCGCAUUUUAUGCCCCUGCCGAUUCAAGAUCUUGGAAAGAUGUGUAUGAGGUGCAAGAUCGAUGUGAUCGAGUUGGAUUGGGGUUGAAAAUAAUCAGAGAAGGCAUUGACUACAAUCUUGUUCACCAAGGUGAAGUCCAACGCUACUUGGGUUCCAGAAGUCAAAGAGGAGAUGAUAAUUGUACAUCCAAUUCUGAAGAAGAGGAAUCCAGGGAAGGCAUUCUGAACAGAAUCCUUUUCUUCAUUAGAGACUUGGAAGUUGCUUCAACGGAUGCCAAACGCUGCCGAAUGCUAUGAAUAUGAUGGUCUUGGAUGGCAACUGUUAAAGACUAUGCAUUAUCACUAUGUAGAAACAUUUGUAUAUUUAUUCCAGUUGUAAUGUAAACAUAUUCACAAAUUGAAACUCACACAUCAAGUUCAACAGGCCGGGGCCAUAACUUCCCC
Molecule: messenger RNA, 839 nt
Organism: Pistacia vera
Lineage: Eukaryota; Viridiplantae; Streptophyta; Magnoliopsida; Sapindales; Anacardiaceae
Exons: 2
Coding region: 282-692 (136 amino acids)
Biological process (GO): SCF-dependent proteasomal ubiquitin-dependent protein catabolic process
Cellular component (GO): SCF ubiquitin ligase complex
Molecular function (GO): protein binding
Source: RefSeq, a predicted model, not a curated record